Molecule: messenger RNA, 489 nt
Organism: Diversispora eburnea
Lineage: Eukaryota; Fungi; Glomeromycota; Glomeromycetes; Diversisporales; Diversisporaceae
Source: the annotation of a GenBank genome assembly
AUGUCUUUUGAUCAACUUACAAAAUCAUCUCCUUUGAACGAAGAAAUAAAUGUUAAAAGUGAUAAUACAGAACAUUAUGAAAAGAAAAUUGAUAUUGAAGAUAGAAUUAUAUUAAAUGUUGGUGGUGUUAAGUAUGAAACGUUUCGUUCAACAUUAACAGCAUACCCUGAAACAUUAUUAGGGAUAAUGUUUGCAGAACGAAAUAAAGAAAUGCUUCAUCCUAUUAAUGAUAAUGAAUAUUUCUUUGAUAGAGAUGCAGUAGUAGAUAACGUUAAUGGAUUUUUAAUAGCACUUAGAAAUGUGAUGCAUCAAUUAGCGGUAUUAUUUGAGAAACAUAUUUUAAUUACAUUUUAUCAUGAUCGUCAACCUCCAACAUUUAAUUUAAUUUCACCAACCUUAAAUAUAAUUAAAAAUGAAACCGAACCAUUUAGAGAAAUAAUCAGACAAUUAUUAUUACCUUAUUCCGGUGUUGAUUUAUUUUACAUUUAA